Mesitornis unicolor (brown roatelo) is the source of this 691-nucleotide messenger RNA. RefSeq names its product argininosuccinate synthase-like. The transcript has 6 exons. The record is from RefSeq and is a predicted model, not a curated record. Gene Ontology annotation, biological process: urea cycle; L-arginine biosynthetic process. Gene Ontology annotation, cellular component: cytoplasm. The annotation marks the transcript as partial. Lineage: Eukaryota; Metazoa; Chordata; Aves; Mesitornithiformes; Mesitornithidae. Gene Ontology annotation, molecular function: ATP binding; argininosuccinate synthase activity.
GUGUCCCCGUGAAGGUCACCAAUGCCGGGGACAGAGCCACUCAUUGCUCAGCCCUGGAGCUCUUCAUGUACCUGAACGACAUCGCGGGCAAGCACGGUGUUGGGCGCAUUGAUAUUGUGGAGAACCGCUUUGUUGGGAUGAAGUCCAGAGGUAUCUAUGAGACCCCAGCGGGAACGAUCCUAUACCAUGCACAUUUAGAUAUGGAGGCCUUCACCAUGGACCGAGAAGUACGGAAAAUCAAGCAGGGUCUCGCCUUGAAAUUCUCCGAGCUGGUGUACAAUGGCUUCUGGCACAGCCCCGAGUGUGAGUUCGUGCGGGAGUGCAUCGAUCGCUCGCAGGAGGCGGUGGUGGGCACCGUGCGCCUCUCCGUCCUCAAGGGCCAGGUCUACAUCCUGGGCAGAGAGUCCCCACGGUCGCUCUACAACGAGGAGCUGGUGAGCAUGAAUGUGCAAGGGGACUACGAGCCUGCCGACGCCACCGGCUUCAUCAACAUCAACUCACUGAGGCUGAAGGAAUAUCAUCAUCUCCAGAGCAAGGUCACCGCAAAGCAGGAUGAAUAGCAAUCAAUCGCACGCGAGCCUCCUGCUCCCCUUUCUAAUUUCUCUAAGAACUAGCACUAAUUGUGGUGGUAAUUUGUAAUUGUAACUCGUCUCCCCGGAGUCACGGCAGAGGUGAUGGCUUUGUUACGGGG